AUGACCCGUCCCUGGCGGCGUCUCCAGAGUCUGGUUUGGGAAUACUGGGCCGGGCUCCUGGUUUGCGUGCUCUGGAUUCAGGACUCUCGGGGAAUGCCCCAUGUCAUCCGGAUAGGAGGGAUCUUUGAGUAUGCAGAUGGACCCAAUGCCCAGGUCAUGAAUGCAGAGGAACAAGCCUUUCGAUUUUCUGCCAACAUCAUCAACAGAAACAGAACUUUGCUGCCCAAUACCACCUUGACUUAUGAUAUUCAGAGGAUACACUUCCAUGACAGCUUUGAAGCCACCAAGAAAGCCUGUGACCAGCUGGCCCUGGGGGUCGUAGCCAUUUUUGGACCUUCCCAGGGCUCCUGCACCAAUGCGGUCCAGUCCAUCUGCAAUGCUCUGGAAGUACCCCACAUCCAACUCCGCUGGAAACACCAUCCCUUGGAUAAUAAAGACACCUUCUAUGUGAAUCUCUACCCCGACUACGCAUCCCUCAGCCAUGCCAUCCUUGACCUUGUCCAGUAUCUGAAAUGGCGAUCAGCAACCGUGGUGUAUGACGACAGCACAGGCCUUAUCCGGCUGCAGGAACUCAUCAUGGCCCCGUCGCGCUACAACAUCCGGCUGAAGAUUCGCCAGCUGCCCAUCGACUCUGAUGACUCCCGGCCCCUGCUCAAGGAGAUGAAGAGAGGCAGAGAAUUUCGCAUCAUCUUUGACUGCAGCCACACUAUGGCUGCCCAGAUCCUCAAGCAGGCCAUGGCAAUGGGGAUGAUGACUGAGUACUACCACUUUAUCUUCACAACUCUGGAUCUUUAUGCAUUAGACCUUGAACCCUACCGCUACUCUGGAGUGAAUCUAACAGGGUUCCGAAUCCUCAACGUGGAGAAUCCUCAUGUCUCGGCCAUCGUAGAGAAGUGGUCCAUGGAGAGACUGCAGGCGGCACCCAGGGCUGAGUCUGGCCUGCUGGAUGGGGUGAUGAUGACAGAUGCGGCUUUGCUGUACGAUGCUGUCCAUAUCGUCUCCGUGUGCUAUCAGCGGGCCCCGCAGAUGACCGUCAAUUCACUGCAGUGCCACCGGCAUAAAGCCUGGCGCUUUGGAGGUCGCUUCAUGAAUUUCAUCAAAGAAGCUCAAUGGGAAGGAUUAACUGGACGGAUUGUUUUCAACAAAACCAGUGGCUUAAGGACUGAUUUUGACUUGGAUAUCAUCAGCCUGAAGGAAGAUGGCCUGGAGAAGGUGGGUGUGUGGUGUCCUGCUGAUGGCCUCAACAUCACAGAGAUUGCCAAGGGCCGGGGCCCCAACGUCACUGAUUCCUUGACCAACAGAUCCCUCAUUGUCACCACUGUGCUGGAGGAGCCCUUUGUCAUGUUCCGGAAGUCAGACAUGACCCUCUUUGGGAAUGACCGGUUUGAGGGCUACUGUAUUGACCUGCUGAAAGAACUGGCCCACAUCCUGGGCUUCACCUAUGAGAUCCGCCUGGUGGAAGAUGGGAAGUAUGGGGCACAGGAUGAGAAGGGCCAGUGGAAUGGCAUGAUUAAAGAGCUUAUUGACCAUAAGGCAGACCUGGCUGUAGCCCCUCUGACCAUCACUCAUAUCCGAGAGAAAGCCAUUGACUUCUCCAAGCCCUUCAUGACUCUCGGCGUCAGUAUCCUGUACCGGAAACCCAAUGGCACCAAUCCUGGCGUAUUCUCCUUCCUCAACCCCUUGUCUCCUGACAUCUGGAUGUAUGUCCUUCUUGCCUAUCUGGGUGUCAGCUGUGUUCUCUUCGUCAUUGCCAGGUUCAGCCCCUAUGAAUGGUAUGAUGCACAUCCCUGCAACCCUGGCUCCGACAUCGUGGAGAACAACUUCACUUUACUCAACAGCUUUUGGUUUGGGAUGGGCUCCCUGAUGCAGCAAGGCUCUGAACUGAUGCCCAAAGCCCUGUCCACGCGGAUCAUUGGCGGCAUCUGGUGGUUCUUCACGCUGAUCAUCAUCUCUUCAUACACGGCCAAUCUGGCGGCCUUCCUCACUGUGGAGCGGAUGGAGUCUCCCAUUGACUCAGCGGAUGACCUGGCCAAGCAGACCAAAAUUGAGUAUGGGGCAGUCAAGGAUGGGGCCACCAUGACCUUCUUCAAGAAAUCCAAGAUUUCCACCUUUGAGAAGAUGUGGGCAUUCAUGAGCAGCAAACCCUCGGCCCUGGUGAAGAACAAUGAGGAGGGCAUCCAGAGAGCCCUUACAGCCGACUACGCCCUGCUUAUGGAAUCAACAGCCAUUGAGUAUAUCACCCAGAGGAAUUGCAACCUCACCCAAAUUGGUGGCCUCAUCGACUCCAAAGGCUAUGGGAUCGGCACACCUAUGGGUUCCCCUUACAGGGACAAGAUCACCAUUGCCAUCCUCCAACUCCAGGAAGAGGACAAGCUUCACAUCAUGAAGGAGAAGUGGUGGCGGGGGAACGGCUGCCCAGAGGAGGAGAACAAGGAGGCAAGCGCCCUGGGCAUCCAGAAGAUCGGAGGCAUCUUCAUCGUGCUCGCUGCAGGGCUGGUGCUUUCUGUGCUGGUGGCUGUGGGCGAGUUCAUCUACAAACUCCGAAAAACAGCUGAACGGGAGCAGGGAAUAACACCAGGCCUCCUCCUCCCUCUUCCUUCCAGCGUUCAUUCUGCAGCACUGUGGCUGACGAAAUCCGAUUCUCCCUCACCUGCCAGCGACGGGUCAAACACAAGCCUCAGCCACCAGUCAUGGUCAAAGCCGACGCUGUCAUCAACAUGCACACAUUCAAUGACCGUAGACUCCCGGGCAAGGACAGCAUGA
Molecule: messenger RNA, 2763 nt
Organism: Gracilinanus agilis (Agile Gracile Mouse Opossum)
Lineage: Eukaryota; Metazoa; Chordata; Mammalia; Didelphimorphia; Didelphidae
Gene: GRIK3
Product: glutamate ionotropic receptor kainate type subunit 3
Exons: 16
Coding region: 1-2763 (920 amino acids)
Biological process (GO): synaptic transmission, glutamatergic; modulation of chemical synaptic transmission; monoatomic ion transport
Cellular component (GO): kainate selective glutamate receptor complex; plasma membrane; postsynaptic membrane
Molecular function (GO): transmitter-gated monoatomic ion channel activity involved in regulation of postsynaptic membrane potential; kainate selective glutamate receptor activity
Source: RefSeq, a predicted model, not a curated record